This is a messenger RNA of Amphiprion ocellaris (clown anemonefish), 7760 nucleotides long. RefSeq names its product leucine-rich repeats and calponin homology (CH) domain containing 1 (gene lrch1). Bases 178 to 2373 code for a protein of 731 amino acids. Gene Ontology annotation, molecular function: protein binding. The record is from RefSeq and is a predicted model, not a curated record. The transcript is spliced from 20 exons. Lineage: Eukaryota; Metazoa; Chordata; Actinopteri; Pomacentridae.
ACCGCGCCGACGGACCAGACGCGGCGGCGACAAUCACGGAGGAAUCUGACCGCGCGGCACGGCUCGGUUCUCCGGGAAGUUAGAGCCCCGCUGCCCGCCUGAACGGUCGCUCAACCCGGCGUUCUCUCUCGGAUACAACCGGACACACGCACACGAGCAGCUGAGAGGCGGAACACUAUGGCGACGCUGGGACCGGAGUCGGCUCGUCCCGCUCUCGGUUCUUCCCCGUCGGUCCAGACGCACCUCGGCAGCGCCAACCUGCCGCCCAACCGGGGCUUGGAGCGGGCGCUGGAGGAGGCGGCGGCCAGCGGCGUCCUCAACCUCAGCUCCCGAAAGCUGAAGGAGUUCCCCCGGACGGCCGCCAACCACGACCUGACCGACACGGUGGAAGCAGACCUGUCAAAGAACCGGCUCACUGACGUCCCCUCGGAGGUCUGCCACCUGGUCGCCUUGGAGACACUAAACCUGUACCACAACUGCAUCAGGACCAUCCCAGACAGCGUCAUCAGCCUGCAGUCGCUCACCUCCGUCAACCUCAGUCGUAACCAGCUGGGCUCUCUGCCGGCCUGUUUGUGUGGUUUACCUCUGAGAGUCCUCAACGCCAGCAACAACAAGCUGGUCAGCCUGCCGGAGACCAUCGGACAGCUGCACAGCCUCAUGGAGCUGGACAUCAGCUGCAACGAGAUCACGGCUCUUCCUCGGCACAUCGGCAGACUCAAAGCUCUACGAGAACUAAACGUUCGCCGAAACCUUCUCUGUGUUUUGCCAGAAGACCUGGCUGACCUUCCUCUGGUGAAGUUCGACUUCUCCUGUAACAAGGUUUCCACCAUCCCGGUGUGUUACAGGAAAAUGAAGCAGCUCCAGUCGCUCCAGCUAGAAAACAACCCACUGCAGAGUCCACCUGCACAGAUCUGUAUAAAGGGUAAAGUUCACAUAUUCAAGUAUCUGAGCAUCGAGGCAUGUCGCAGCGAGAAGAUGCCCGACUCGCUCUACCUGCCCGUCAUCGAGCGACUCAGCCUAUCACGACCCACCGCUGGCAGCGUGGAGGACAUGGAGCAGCAGAAGAAGCAGGACAGCGAUUCAGGCGUCGGCAGCGACAACGGAGACAAGAGGCUGUCGGCCACCGAGCCGUCAGAUGAAGACAGUCUGAGUCUGAACGUACCGAUGAGCAACAUCACUGAGGAGGAAGGAAUCAGCAAAGACGACUCCAGCGAACACAUCAGCUCACUGUCAGCCGACCCCAACUCGGACUCGGUGCGUCUGAUCGAGGAGAGUCCUACGGAAGCCCUGAAGGACCAGUUCAGCUACAGAGACUCGGCUCUCAGCACUCGAUUCAUCAACUACAUCAAGGGUCGGACGGCGGCGGACUUCGACGAGCCCCUCAGGAUAGAAGAAGACUCACACUGGCCGACGGAACAGACGUCCAGAGUGAGUCGGAGCAAAGAGCUCCACAUUGACAUGAUCAACCAGCUGAAGGAGGCCGUGGAGCUGCUGCAGGACCCCAGCAGAGUGAACACGGAGGAUGAUCUGUCUGGAGUCCAGCUCUACCCGGUGGAGAUGGUCACUGUGGACGAGUCGCUCAAUGGGCAGGACAGCGACGACGGCACCACAACACCGAAGCAGCGCAUGGAUGAAGGAGGCUAUGAGUUCCAGAAGAAGAGACAGAUGAUUCUAGAGAAGGCCAGGUUUGAGGCCCAGCUUGCAUGCCGGGAGUAUGAAUGGCAUAUGUCGCUGCAGCGAGAUGACAGGUCUCCAGGCAGCGGACAUCCAUCCUUCUCCAGCCCGCCGUUUGGACUGAAGCCUCGCUCAGCCCCGCCCUCGCUGCCCUGCUCGCCCCCUUCUUCCUGUCUCGACCCCUCCCUCCUCCCACAGGCCUCGCCCUUCCAUAGAGAAACAGCUCGUAGCCAUGACGACGGAGGCAUGAACAGCCGCGUUUUCCUGCGGAGCCACAAGAGUCUGGAGUCGGUGGAUCCUCAGUUCACGAUGAGGAGGAAGAUGGAGCAGCUGCGAGAGGAGCUGGAGCUCAUGGAGCAGCUGAGAGACAGCAUCGAGAGCAGACUGAAGGUCGUCCUCCCUGAAGACCUCGGCUCGUCUCUGAUGGACGGCGUUGUCCUCUGCCAUCUGGCCAAUCACAUUCGCCCGCGGUCCGUCGCCAGCAUCCACGUCCCCUCACCUGCAGUGCCCAAACUCAGCAUGGCCAAGUGUCGGAGAAAUGUGGAGAACUUCCUGGACGCCUGCAGAAAAAUAGGCGUACCGGAGGACAAACUGUGUCUUCCUCACCACAUCCUGGAGGAGAAAGGUCUGAUGAAGGUUUGCGUCACGGUUCACGCUCUGGUGGACGAGGCGUCGCCCAAACUCUCCCUGCUGACGUGAGCGACGGCGAACGGAGCUUCCAGCGGCCGACACGUACAACAAACACACACCUGGAUCCAAACACUGACUUCACACGACGCUACGGCAUCCUCCUUCGAGUGUUUUUAGUAUAUUUAAGGAUGCAAGGUGGUGUUAAGGGAACUAAAACCCAUCAGAAGUGGAUUUCUGUACUAAUUCAUUAGAGAGCCUGAUGGGAAACCAGCGCUCGACUGGUUGAAUCACGUGUUUGAUUCCCGUUUAUUCAGGUAAACCCAAGAAACACAAACUGAAGGGCAUAAAUUCAACUGUUUUGUUUUGGACUUGAUUCCGAAAUUCUUACACUGGCUGGUACCAAACAUUUAAAAGAAAUACUGACAGGAAGACAAGUCUGAUUUUGAGAAUAAAGUCAAAAUAUUUAGUGAAAAAAAUCUAUAAAUUGGAUAAAAAGGUGUAAUUUUAUGGAAUUAUUCUGAAUUUUUUUGGGAAUGUGUAGGAUUUUACUUGAAAAGGUUUUAAAAUUUUGAUGCAAAGUUGUAAUUUUACAAAACAGGGCUUUAUCUCUAACUCUAAAAACUGCAUUUAUCGUAAAAUUACAACUUUAUUGUUGUAUUAUAACUUCUUUUGCAAAGAUUUUAGCUUUAUUCUGCCUCAUUAUAUGCAACUUUAUUCUCAACAUCUCAAUGUUUUCUUUCCAUAAGUGCGGCUCUCUAAUAAUCUGUGAUUUUACUCCAAAUUCGAUGCAGUUUAUGAACCUUUUUUUUUCAUUCUGAACCAUUUAUUUCAGUGUAAAAGCACCGACUUCACCAUUCAUUUCAUGCUGUCUCUGCACACUUGAGCAAUCUCUACAAUAACUUUGAUAAUCAUCAGUUUUCUGUCUGCAGAUCUUAGACUUUCUUCUACUGAGUGACGUGUUUCUGGACUGUGUUGAGUAUUUUCACUCUCAGAAGAGAACAAAACCAAAAUACUAUAGUCUUAACGUAGACGGCUUUUAACCACAAUUUAUAUUUAAACAGGAAGAUAUUUAUGAUAUAAAGAGAAGCUGUUUGAGUCGAUGUAUACAGUCAGAAAGAAAUAGCCCAGAAAUAUUUUUCUCUAAUAUAUUUUAGGUAUAACUGUGUAUGUUUUCUAAGGUUUUGCUAUGACUGUGUGGAGCUCUGUGCAUGUCCCUGCAGCAGGUCGGUGUGGGGACGCUAAUCCUCGGUAAUCGUAUCAAGCCAGUCCAGGUAACGUUAGUUUGGUCGUUUCUUUCACCUGCAUCCCGUCACUCGGUGUUCAGGGUGAAGCUUCUACUUAAUGUUUGUAUGAAAUGCAGUUUGCUAAUGUGCCAAAACACGUGUGGUGGUGAUAGAACGAAUACAAGCAAAACACAAGUCACUAAGCUUCAAGGGCAAAUAUCACUUUUAAACAUGGAAAGUCAUGGAUGGAUUAUUGAACAGGGGUCGAAGGGGUCAGUGUUUGGGAAAACUUCUUGAUUGUGAAUCGAUCAAGAAACUUUAAACAACCACAAAGAGACAAAGAAAAGACUACAAAGAUGUGGAAAAUGUCUGAAAAAGACAAAAAGAGACACAAAGUACCCAUAGGGUCCUCAGUUUUACUACAAAGAGUUGGAAAUGAUCCCAAAAAGAUAGAAAGUGACCACAAAGAGACACAAAACAACGACAAAGAGACUCAACAUGACCACAAGGUAGUUGAAAAGAGUCUUACAGCGACACAAGACAACGACAGAUACUCAGUUUGGCCACAAAAAAAUGAAAAGUGAUCGCAAAGAGACUCAGUAUGACCACAAUAAGAUGGAAAAGACCUCAGAGUAACAAGAUUACCAUAAAAACGCACAAAAAUAAACCACUGAGACUCAACAAGACUCAGAGAAAAGAGAAAAAGAUAGAAAUGACCAUAAAAAGACACUAUGAGACACAAAAUGCAACAAAGAGUCAUAGAACAACCACAGAUACUCAACAAAGAUGGAAAAUCACCACAAAGAGACACAAAGUGACUACAAAGAGAUGGAGAAGAUGUCAGAGACACGAAAUGACCAAAAAGAGACACAAAACUACCAAUCAAGACUUGAUAUGUUUGGAAAGAGAUUGAAAAUGACCACAAACCGAAACACAAUGACAAAAAAGAGACAUAAAAAUACCACAAACAGACAGAAAACAACCACAGAUACUCGAUUUGACUACGAUGAUGGAUGGACUACAGUGACCACAAAGAGACACAGAGUUACAACAAAGAGAUAGGAAAGACUUCAGAAAAACAAAAUGACCACAAAAGACAACAAAGACUCUCUAUACUACCCCAGCAAGACUCAAAAUGACGACAAAGACACAAUGUGACCACAAUCACAUGGAAAAUUACCACAGAGACACAGAACUACCAAGGCAAGACUCAACGUGAUUGGACAGACAUUGCAAACUAACAUAAAAUGAACACAAAACAGCUACAGAGACUCAGUGUGACAACAAUGGGAUAGAAGAUGAUGACAGACAUAAAAUUACCACAAAGCAAAUAAAAAGAACUACAAAGAGACACAAAAAUGCCCUAAACAGACAGCAUGCUCAGCUACAAAGAUGGAAAAGGGCCUCAAAGAGACAACAAAAAUGACCACAAAUGGACACAAAUAGCCCCAGAGAUUCAACAUGACCUCAGAGAGAUGGUAAAUCACCACAAAAAGACACAAAACAACCAAAGAAGCUCAGCAUGUCUACAGCAAGAUGGAAAAGGAUCUGAAUAGACACAAAAUGACCACAAAGGAGCUUAAUGUGACUACAAAGUAAUUAAAAAGAACCUAAAAGUGACCUAAAAGAGAUGCAUCACAAGCCCUAAAGCUCAACAUGACCUCAACAAAAUGGAACAGGACCAUGAAGAGACACAAGAUGACUACAAAGACACGGAAGAUUACUGUAAAAACACAAAAACAAACAGACACCAAAAUGACUGUAAAAGUCCAUUUUCCACAUCAGUACCAGGAGCCCUUUGUUCAUUAAUCCAUCCAUGACUCACCUGAUGCAUCACCUGUGUUUCUACCUGAACACCUGCAGAGUCGGUCUAGGUUAUUAAGACAUCUGUUGGGUCGGUAAACACUCACGUAGCUUCAUCUCCGACUAAAUCAGUCUGAACUCAGGAGGAACUUUUACACGUUUUUAAAACUACUUUAAAAGAAAAAAACGACUGAGUGUCAAAUAACUAGUCCGAUUAUCUUCUGGCUAAAGUUCCUGUUCAGACUUUGAGGUUUCAUCCGGAGUUGUGGCUGUGAGAUUACAGACCAUGUGACUCACAUCAGGUUUGGGUUUUUAUUCCACUGUUGAUGCCUCAUUUCCAACCUGCUACGUCAACAGUAUUUGUAUGUGAGUGUCAGAAAGUGUGUGAAAACAGGAAAGUUUGAAUUAUGUGACACAAACCAAGACUUUAAAGGGGCAGUAGGUAAUUAUUUACCUUUAUUUCUCUACUGUGAGAUCAGUUUUAAACACAUUUUUAUGCACAUUUUGAAGUUUAGCAGCAGAAAAGUUAAUAUAACUACAAAAAUUAGAGGAAAAUUAUAAGAAAACAGCCAAAAAUAAAUAUUUUACACUCACUUCAGGUAGUUUUUGCGCUUCAUGGAAGAUAAAAACUGAUUCAAUUCUGACAUAACUCACAUUAAUGAAUGUGAAUGAAUGAUUUUUGAAAAAUAUCCCCUUCAGAAAGCAGUAAAAAUACUAAAUGUACUAAAUCUGGUCAUAUUUGAUUUAAAAUUACACAUUUACUUUAAAUAAUACUUUUAAGUUUUUAUACAAAUUAGCUCCAAAUUUUGUCAGAUUUUUAUAUCACAUGAUUAUCCACAUGAUUAGUUCAAGGACUGUCAGAAAGUUAAAAAAUUCUUUCUGUUUUUACAGUUUGUUGCUGAUAAAUGGUGACUUUUUAAAAACUUUUUUUAAAGAAAGAUGAUUUUUGAACCCUGUGACAUGUUUGGUGUUCAGGGGAUUAAUAUAAAAUAUCACCCAAAAGAAAUAAUAUUGACUGGAAUCAAAUCUAAAAACAAUCUGAGUGGAAAAUAAUACAAAAACUCAACGCCGCCCUCUACAGGCAGCGAGCAGGAACUGCAGGAGCCAACAAAAAAAAAAAAAAAGACUUUUAGGCUGCAAGUUAAAGUGUGUAGCAGAAAGAAGUUUACGUUCUUUAAUUUUAGGCUCUUUGUUCCCCUAAUAAAUGUUGCUGUAUUUGUUUGAUCACAGAUCUACUUACUGUCCCUUUAAAACCAACGUCUUAAAAGUAGAAUUUGAUGCAAUGAAGCGUUCAACUUGCAGGUUAGUGUGAAUGAGUGUUCAAAGUUAUUUUUUUUUCUUUGCAGCUUCGUAUCCAAAGUUUGAGCUACUUAAAGGUUCAACAGUAAAAUAUGAAUAAAAAUGAUGAAAAAAAGAAAUAAAUCAAUGAGUAGAUAAAGAAAUGCUUCCACUGGAGAGAUUUGACAGUUGCCAAAACAAACCUUUUCCCUGCGGCGUUAAAGGCUUUAUUUAAAUGUACUAUAAAUCUGUGUACAUAUUAUUUAUCACGAGGGUUUGCUGUUUGUUCCUGUACUGUACAUUUCACCAUAAAACACUCACAUCAGCAAACUUUAAGCGCCUGUUCUUCAUAGUCAUGCAUAAAAAAAUACAGAAAUGUUCACAUAUUUCAACACUAUGGCAGCUGAGUGACUAAAAAACACAAAAAGCAGUAUAUUCUGAUGUAUAUGUGCUGGUAUUUUCUGCAAAACUGUAUUAAUAUUCCUCAGUAAAGAGCAACAAAUGGUUAGACACACAUUUCUGAUGUCAAAUUUACAAAAAGAAUCCCAAAUAAAGUCAUAAAAGAACAAUUAUGAGGGUUAAACUGUUGGUUUUUGUGCUGCGCAAUAAAUAAAUCUGCAUUUAAUUCUAGAUUUUUGCUCAUAGUUUCCACAUCGCAACGGUGUUUUGGAUUUUUAAAAAAGCAAUAAAAACCAAACUGGCUGCUUCCCGACAGAAUCUGCACUUUAAUCUAUUUAUAUCUUUGUUUUGGCAACUGAGAGAAUCUGAAACCAAUGUUUGAACAGAGUUUAAAUGUGACGCUGGUUGUAAAUUGUGUAAAUGUACCUGCUGAAGCAGUGUCGUGUCAUUUUUUUAUGUCUCCUCUUUUGUAUAAAGAUAUCCGCCUGUAUUUCACAGUUUUGUACUUUUUCUGACUUUGGGAGCAAAUUUUAUUUUUCUGUGAUUCUUUUCGGGUUUGUUGGACUUUUUUCGAUGUAACGGAACCCUUUUGUAACUCUUUGUGAAACCUUUUGUGUAAUUUUGUUGUACAGCAACUUAAAUCUACGUGCAUGAAGCGUCCCUGUAACGUCGCCUUAACUGCUGUGAAUACUGUAAAUAGUUUACUGUAUUUCUCAUCACUUUAUCAGUAAAGACGUCACCUGUCGAAAACAA